UGUUUUCCAAAUCUUUUUGUAAUAUAUUUUCUCAACUCUUUGUAAUGCGAUUCAAAUCUUAAUCAUAAAGCUUCGAAAAAAAGUGAGACAAAUCUUCUUAUAACUUGUUGUUUUCUUUCUUGUUAAAACAUACAAAAAAUCGAAAAAUGAAGCAAUUUUUUAUUUGAAAAUAUCGGUUCGGUUUGUGUCUGUAUGUAAGAGAAUUCUUGUUUAAAUGGUUUCUUGUUUAAAAAAAAAUCAUUGGAUUUUGAAGUUUAUUAACUUGAGACAAUUUGAAACAUUGCUACUUUUAAAGCGGAAGAGCGUUGGAAAAAAGAUCACAUGUGACAAUGCACUCUUAUUUGAUAAAAGCAAAUAUUUAUCAUUGAGAAUGUUGUUUACAGCAUAAAUUGAUAUGGCUUUUUUAAUCUUUUUCUCUUUGAAAGUUCGGCCGAAUUUUAAACGAGAACACUAUGGAAAUUUGACUCAACGAUGGCUGAAAUCUUUACGAACACGUGAAUCGAUUAGUACGUAAAUGAGACUAAUUCAUAAAGAAAAAAUACAUUCUUUUUGUUUAGAUAAACAUGUAACUGUUUUCGAACAAGAUCUUUGUCAAUUAGUUAAAGAAUUAAAACAAUUUGUUUUUCUGGAUAUUUAUAGUAAUACAGAUUCUGAAAAAGUCGAACCUUAUCGCUCAAUGGUCCAGAAACGUUUUCCUAAUAGUCAACUUUGUAUUGACAAAUUAAGAUUUCGUCUUUGGAUAUGAUUUUUUUCUUUGUAAUUAUAGAAUAAUUGUAUAUUAAAAAUAAAUAGGUUGAAAAACAACAUGAUCAACAUGUGCCAAUAUACAUAUAUUACGAAUAGAUUCAAUAUCUUGUAAUUCAGAAAGAAUCUCUGAUGACUAAGUUAUAGUAGCUGACAUUGUUGUCUGGAAGUACUUUGUAUUUUUUUUCUCUAAAAUAAAGGAUCGAUUAUGGUCUUAAAUAAAUCAUGAUAUAAUAGCUGUGUGAAGUUGUAAUUAGGCAAGAAUAAAAAAAAACAAAUAUAUAUGACUCAAUUUACACUCGUUCUUCAAAAUGAGAAAAAAAGAAAAUAACGCUGACAGGAAAAGUACAGCAACAGAAAAAAAAUGUUGAAAAAAAACAGGAAAAUAAGACUAACAUAAUAAUAUUGGUAUUGCUUGGUUGCUUUUCUUUAUUUCCGAUACCAUUUUUGCAAUGUAUCAUAUCGUUUAAUCUUUCGCUGUAAUUGUAAAACACCAUAGAUUAACGCUUUUGCGCUUGGUGUACAACUAGGCAUGUAUACAUCAAUUGGAAUAAUACGAUCACAUCCGUGUAUCUAUCGAAGAAAAGAUUUUUUAAAGUUUAUAAAAACGAAUCAUUAUGAAUGUUUUAUCGCAUGUGAAUAAUGAUAAUAACCACUAUCAUUAGCACAUGAACUCAUCGAAAUAACCCAUUUAGGAUGAGGCAUUUGCUCGUAAAGUCGUCGAAUAUCUAUAUAAAGAUAUUAUCGAAUAUCAUAAUCCUGACAGAUGUAACUGAUGCACGAGCACUUUUAGCUAGUCAUACCCGCGCAGGGUGUGGGUGGGUUUGGGUAUGUGGGUGUGGGUGUGGGGUGUGGGUGACUGGGUGUGGGUGUGGGUGUGGGUGUGGGUGUAAAUGUGCGGGUGUGGUAGUGGGUGUGAAACGAUCUACUCUCAUCUACACCCACCCGCACACGCUUAUCCACACCCACGCUCACCCACACACCCACACCCACACCCACCCCACACACCCACACACCACCCACACUCUAACCACUAAUAAUAAAAUAACGAAAUUAAAAUCAAUCUAUUUAAAUGAAUAUAUAUCUGUGUAUUUAAAUGAUUUAAAUGAUCAUGUUAAUGAAUUAAUUGAUUCAUUAGAAAUUCAACGUGAAAGUGUGUCAAUUCUUAUUUCAUUUUGGACAGCAUUAACUAGUAAUGAAAUACAAGGAAUACUUAAAAUUCUUAUGCUUAUAACUGUUCUAUUUAUGCCAUGUACUUUAUUAACUGGUAUCAAUUCAACAAAUUUUCAGAUCCAACCACAAUAUAACUAUGAAUAUGGUUAUUAUAUUAUACUUUCAAUUUUAGCUUUGAUUCUUAUUGGUAUGAUUACAUGGUAUAAAACUAAACAAUGGAUAUAA
Messenger RNA from Rotaria sp. Silwood1, 2142 nucleotides. The record is from the annotation of a GenBank genome assembly. NCBI's taxonomy places the organism in Eukaryota, Metazoa, Rotifera, Eurotatoria, Philodinida, Philodinidae.